This is a messenger RNA of Styela clava, 5325 nucleotides long. Lineage: Eukaryota; Metazoa; Chordata; Ascidiacea; Stolidobranchia; Styelidae. The record is from RefSeq and is a predicted model, not a curated record.
UCAACCAAAGUUAGUUGACAACACAUUACAAGUAUUUCACAACGAACCCACAGAUAACAGGAGUGGAAACAGUAUGAAUGCGGAUGCAUAUUAUAGCCCGAAUGGCGACAGUUAUGUGUCAGAACGAACACAAACCAGAGAAGCCUAUCAAGAUCCCCUCAUCACAACAGAGACUGUCAUCGGAGAUGAUGGAGUUGAAAGAACUAUAACGAAAAAGACAGUGACAAAGACAGUAACGACACAUACAACAAGACAAAUAGAAGAUUAUGAACAUGGAAGUUUACCUAGAAGCGACUUGUCAAGGCCACAGGACUCUUAUAGAUCACAGCAAAGUCCAACAUAUUCUGAUAGAAAUCAUAGAAGUCCAACAAAUGAAGAAUCAAGGCUGUUAAGAGAGCCUUCUUCAGAGAGUAGUUCGAACAGUGACCUUCGACCUGGUAGCCACGAUGCUCCUGUCGGUUACACUCGUCACAUGGAGAAUAACUAUGACCAGAGAGAUGAACCGAGACAACUGACUCCUGAAAAAUUUCAGCCUGAAGAAUAUGGCCUUGAAGAUGAAAGGCGAAGUGACUACGAAGAUGACAAUGAUGGCUAUGGUCUCGAUCCAGUGGGCAGAAGAGAUUAUGAUGGCGAAUCAUCACGCUCUAGUACCCCAAGGCACAGACAAUCACCAAGAUAUGAUCCAGCAGCUGAACUGCGAAAUGAGACUCCGAUUGCCGCCCCCAGAAAUCCACCACGAGCUCCACGUGCAGAAAUGGAAACUGGAAGUCAAGCAAGCUUAGACAGGUUGGGCCACCCCUCGGACUGGAGAAGACCAGAAUUGAAAGAAGUCAUCAGAAUGUUGAGCUACCCAAUAGACGUUGUGCAAUUAAAUGCAGCAGCCUAUCUUCAACAUCUUUGCUUCAAUGAUAAUAACAUCAAGGCUAAUGUCAGGAGGCUGGAUGGUAUUCCACCUCUCGUGAGACUUCUCGAUCAUGCCAACCCAAAAGUACAACUGAACGCCUGCGGAGCUCUGCGUAACUUGUGUUACGGCCCGCAAAACAACGACAACAAAAUUGCUAUAAAAACCUGCGAGGGAGUACCCGCUCUCGUCAGAGUUGUAAGAGAAUGCAAGGACCCUGAUGUCAAAGAACAAGCGACUGGUACAUUAUGGAAUUUAUCUGCGCACAAGGACCUGAAGGGACAAAUUUUAGAAUUGGCCAUGGAACCACUGGCAACCUUUGUUAUCAUUCCAUAUUCUGGAUGGCAGGAACAACAAAGCACUAAACCAAAGAAAGUUGAUUUACCAGAUAUUCUCACCAAUGCUCUCGGAAUUAUCAGGAAUUUAAGUUCACACAACAGCCCUGAAUACAGAAAGCGUUUGAGAGGGUGCGAUGAUUUGAUCGAUGCCAUUGUUUAUUAUUUGAGAAUGAACAUCGAAAAGGAAGAGACCGCUAACAAGGGCACUGAAAACAGUGCUUGCAUUCUGAGAAAUCUGAGCUUCCAGUUAUACAUUGAAGCACCCGGUGCAGAACAAUAUAAAAUUGAAGAUGAAACAAAAGAACCUGAACAGGCGGACGUUUCUUGUUUUGGAAAAAAGAAAUCAAAAGCUGAAGAAGGAGAGACCAUUGAUCAGAUUCCACCUGCUGAUUCCAAUGCAAGAGGUCAUGAAAUAUUAUGGCAACCUGAUGUUGUUUCUCUCUAUCUAUCUCUUCUUAACACAUGUGUAAAUCAACCAGAAACAUUGGAGGCGGCGGCUGGAGCUGUUCAAAAUUUAACACAUGGAAAUUGGCAGUGGGCCCUCUAUGCUAGAGCUGUAGUUCGUAAAGAAAAGGGACUCCCAGUCCUCGUCGACAGGCUAAGGACUGAUAAUGACAGAGUUAUAAGAGCUGUUUCAAUUGCUUUGACCAAUCUUGCACAAGACCACAAAAACAAAGAUUUAAUUGGAAAAUAUGCCAUGAGAGAUCUGGCAUAUAAAUUGCCUGGGAGCACAGAAUCUCAAACUGCUUUAUCAGACCUGACAUAUAUCGCUGUGCUCAACACAGUACGAGUCAUAGUAGAGAGAAGUGCCACAAAUGCUAGACAUUUACGAGAAGCUGGUGGAAUCGAACGUAUCACGACAGUGAAUAAUUCAAGGGAUGGAAAGUACCAUCAAAGAGUUGUGAAAGCCGCCGGUCAAGUGCUGAAAGUGUUAUGGGAUAUCAAAGAACUGCAUUCCAUGUAUAAAAAGGAUGGAUGGAAUAAAACACACUUCGUGCCAACUGUCACUGCAGCCACUCUUCCCAGAAGCCAAAAAGCACUGAACAAUCGUCCAUAUGACGAUGCUGUAGAAAGUGGCACUUUCCCAAGAAGAAAACAGGGGAACAAUGAAGAAUAUGCCAUGAAUGAGAAAAACAAAUCGGCUGUGAACUCUGAACAAAAUGAAGGACCCACUGAUUCAUGGGUGUAAGAUGAAGGGGAAAUAAACUAAUAAGACAAUAAUAUAAAGAACUUAUCGUGAUGCCACGAAUAAAGCAAUUGAUAAUAAUAACUUAUAAUGUUACACAAUAGGUUUUGUGUCGCAACGUUUUUCUACUUCUGCUGAGACAAGACUUUCAAAAAAGGUGCAAAAAACAAUCUUGCAUUUUGGUGCGCUGAAGAUUAUUUUUUCAACAAAGUCCUAAUAACGUAAACAAGACUAAUUUUCAACCAUGAAACUGACAGAACUGAUGAAAAAUGGGCCAACCAAUCUUCGUGCCUCGCUUUUUGCAUUUGUAAAAUUUUUAUCCAAUCGUGUCUAUGCUAAUGGGACAUAGACACACUAGACAUUUACAGUAAUUGUAUUAUUUCACAUUCGGAUUUAGUCUGGAUCAUUUUUAAAUCCAACUUAUCAAGCUCGAUUUAUGCUUAAUUAUAUGCUAACCAAGCUUGGUCUUAUACUAAGUCGCACUUGGCUUGCUAAAAACAUUCGUUCGAACCAACCAUAUAUAUUUAUAGUCCUCAACAUCAUAUCAUUGUGUAGAGUUCUUUUGAAUAGCAUUAUAAAUUUCUAAUAAUUAGCCUAUACGUAAUUUUUAACACUUUCAUAGCAUAUCUUAAAUGCCAUUAUACCAAUCGUCGCCAGUUUGGUCAAUCCGCUCUAUUUAAUCACUAAAUCUGAAAAUGUUUUUGUACUUUAUUAAUUAAUUGCGAUUGAUUCAUUCAUUUUGUGUGCCUUAUUUGUUCGAUUGGUAUGAUAUGCGAAACUAAGAAAAAGGUUUUAGGAUUUUUGAAAAAAUGUACUGUUUUCUAACAAAAUUUUUAACAUUCUCAUGUCGAGGAGAGACAGAUAAUGUAUUUUUGUAAAAUCGUGGUUUUUCACAUUUGCAUUUAACAUUUUUUGUAUCAUAUAUUUGGAAAGUGUGCUUAUGAAUGAGGUCAUCAACAUAACCUAAUAUUACUGUAAUGUCAAUCAAAAAAAAUUCUCGCACUGACCACGCUAGGCAUCAGACAGAAAUUCUCGACCAUGGUUAGAAUAUUUACUUCGGAUACAAUGGCCAUAAUGUGAGCUUGGGAAAUUUUCCGACAAUGGUCAUAAUAUUUACUCUGGACAUUCUCGGCAAUGGUCGUAAAAAAAUUGGAAAAUUCUUGACGACGGCCGUAAUAAUUUUUCAUUGAAAAUUCUCGGCAAUGGCUGUAAUAUGCUUUGGGAAUAUCUCAGCAAUGUCAUGCUCUUCACGUGAACAAUUCUCGGAAAUGGUCAUAAUAUUCUCUUGGGGAAGUUCUCGACAGAUGUUUUAAUAAUCACCUGGAAAAAUUCCCGGCAAUGGUAUUGAUGUUCAUUUGUAAAUUUACAUUAGAUUCACCAACAAUAAUUGUGAUCUCUAACAUAUACAUUGUUAUUUUAUCCUGACUCAACCUAUUGUGAUUUUCAAUUUUAUUUUUGGCUUUUUUUGCUUUCAUACAAUGAAUUGUGACGACAUCUUGUUCUAGGAACAUUUCUUAUUUUUCAUCAAAUCAUUAAAUGAAAUCUUAAGUUUAUAGACUUGGACCAAAAUAUAGAAAUAAAUCCACAAACAAUGGCUGAAUCCCACAAGGUACUACUUUUAUGCUAGAAUGGUACAAGAUAUUUUCCAUUUGUGCUCGCAAACACUGGUUCUGUACUUAUUAUAUUCUGUAAUGUUUUACUUUUGCGAUGUUCUCAUAUUCAAACGGUGCUUAUAGGUCCUAGUCUUCGCUUGCACAUGGUGCUUUUCAAUCGUAUAAUUUUUCCUAAUAGAGUAUGCUAGAUUGGCUGUAUCAAGCAUCGAUUUUGCUUCAUCUCGUAAUUUGAAAUUCUGUAAACGAGUGGGAAAGUGCACCAGUCAUUGUAUUAUACCACUGGUUCCCCACCCUUUCCUGGCCGCCAAACCGCAUUCAAUGAUUCCAUGGUAUUGUUCGAAAUUUCUCCAUAUCUAAACAUUUGUCCUUAGAAGUAUUCUUGUUUUGGUAAAAAAGGCCAAAAGCAAAUACCUAUGACAUCUGAAGAGGCACUAAUUUGUUAAUUCUAUCCAAUUUCUUCGGACUCGCUAUACAAUCUAAUCUACUAGCAUCAGCUUCUAAGAAACAUGUUAAAUGUGUAGGUCUAUAUUAAACCAUUGCAAUGGGCUCGCUUGAGCUCAGAUAAAGAUCGAUAGAACUCUAGUUGGGAACCACUACUUAUCAAAACCCAUUUCAGUUGAAAAUGUUCACCCCUAUGUUGAGGUGAUUAAGCAAUUACGAAAAAUGUUCGCAUUUGUGACCAAAUUUUUUUAAAGGGAAUUGCACACCAUGUACAUGACCAAUAAUUCUUGUGUCAUUCUCUUAUUAUACCUACCGUUACUGCCAUUUACCGAUGAGCUUUUGUGUUUUUGUAGCUUUGUUAUGGUAGCUUGUUAUGUAAUUCUUAUUUAGCAUAAUUUCAUAUAAUUUUUUUCGAAAUGUUGAAAAUCAACAAUAUUGUAUUCUGUAAUCAAUGCCUAUACUGUAAUUAGUAGAUAGCGCCAAAGACACACAGACAAAUUUAGCGUGCGUCUUUUUUUGCUUUUGGAGCACCUGUAGAUUGUGGCCCCUAUUUGAGUUCUCUGCCCUCAGUACUACAUGCUAGUGUGAUGGUGGACCUGCUUUUUCGUCGAUGUAGUAGUAUGACAUUGGUGGGUCAGAUUAUACCUAAAGCAUCUUUGAUCAUGUGUGAUGCAUAUGUAAAUAGUGUAUAUUAUUUUUAAAACCAGUUCGAGCUUUUGAAAUUAGUUCGAUAAAAUAAUGAUAUUCCAAAACACCUAAUAUAACUAGGCUACUAUAACUAGUGUCCCAUAAUAUCAAAAAUGGAUCUUUAUUUUUACUGAAAUAAAUUAGAAUGUGGUUAUUAUA